AUGCUUGAAACAUUAUCUUUCCACUCCAAUUAUAUCGUACCACACGUGUAACCCUCAUAAGCCUCAAUUUAUAAUACGCACACGAGCGCCUUUUAUCAAACGCCGCCACUCCUGCCGCCACUACCGACUCUGACCAAACUCCUUUCACCACGCCUCAAUACAUACAAAUAAUUUAAAAAAGACAUGUCAGUCCUUUCAUUCACACCGCUUCACCCUAUUACCCUCCACUCCCAUGCGCACUUUAGCCCCUCCCCUUUUCCCAUGUCCAUCCUACGCCGCUUCAAUCUAAAUUUCACCAACCACCGUCUCCGUCGCCGAUUCGCAACCGUAUCCGCUGCCGUACGUCAGGACACCACAGUCUGGACUCCGGCUCCUCUUUCCGAGAUUGAACCAGCCGCAGAGUCGCUAUUCCACGUGACCAUCGACGUUUCCGACGCGCCAGAUCUUGCCACAUCGCACACACGCGCCGGGCAGUAUCUUCAGCUUAAAGUCGCAAACUCGCCAAAACCGUCGUUUUUGGCAAUUGCAUCGCCGCCGAAGCUCGCGAUUUCGCGCGGAGUGUUCGAGUUUCUGGUGAAGAGUGUGGCGGGGUCCACUGCAGAAGCGUUGUGUGCGUUGAAGAAAGGUGAUGUGGUUGAAAUCACUCAGGCUAUGGGAAAUGGGUUUGAUAUCAGUCGGAUCGACCCGCCCGAGAAAUUUGGAACUGUUCUUGUUUUCGCCACUGGAUCCGGAAUUAGUCCAAUUCGGUCACUUAUUGAGUCAGGAUUUGGUGCUGGCAAGAGGUCUGAUGUGAGAGUAUAUUAUGGGGCCAGAAACCUUCAGAGAAUGGCUUAUCAGGAUAGAUUUAAAGACUGGGAAUCUUCCGGUGUAAAGAUUGUGCCUGUAUUGUCUCAACCAGAUGAUACUUGGACCGGAGAAAGUGGCUUUGUACAGGCUGCAUUUAAGAGAGCAAAAGAAAUAUCUAACCCAUUGUCAACUGGUGCUGUACUAUGUGGACAAAAAGAGAUGGCUGAGGAGGUUACAUCUAUUCUUGUUGCUGAUGGAGUAUCAGCUGAGAAGAUACUAAAGAACUUUUGAUCAAAAUGGAAUUUUGGCAUUGUUGUAUCAUUAUUUAAAUUAAAUUAUAGUUAUUUGUUUGCCGCCAUUACUGAGGAUGAAGCAUCUCAGCAUGGAAUAAUGAAUGGCCAACAAUUUUGAAAUAUAGUCUAUGUAUUAGAAACUACUUUUGCAGUUCAAAUAUACGACAGAAACCCACGUCUUAUAAAAAAAAGAAAAGGUGAAGGUUCUAUCUGCUGAA
Molecule: messenger RNA, 1297 nt
Organism: Lathyrus oleraceus (garden pea)
Lineage: Eukaryota; Viridiplantae; Streptophyta; Magnoliopsida; Fabales; Fabaceae
Product: fruit protein pKIWI502
Exons: 5
Coding region: 184-1077 (297 amino acids)
Molecular function (GO): oxidoreductase activity
Source: RefSeq, a predicted model, not a curated record